GGUAUUAUCCUGAAGUUAUUUAAGAUCUAUCACCCCACGAUACUUUAUCAUUAUUCUCAUCAACCAUCAUCUCUCUUCUUCUAUUACUCAUAUCUCUCUCUAUCAUUCCCAAUCUCUUUACUACAAUCAAAUCAUAUUCAAUAUGCUUUUCUCAAGAGACUUUAUCAUGCUUUUGGCAUUCGCCGCUGUUGGCGCUGUCGCUGCACCUGUUGCAGAACCUCAACCAGAAGCCAAAGCUGAUGCUUCUCCAGCGGACUAUGGUAACUAUGGUGAUUACGGAAACUAUGGAACAUACGAGAAAUACCCAUCCUCUUCCUCCGUCAAACCUACCCCAACACCAACACCAACUGGAUAUGGUAGCUAUGCCAGCUACGGUACCUACAAGAACAAGAAUGUCAGAGAAGCCGCACCAGAGCCUGCUCCAGUAGAAAAGCGUGCUGACUACGGAAACUAUGGAGACUAUGGUGACUACGGAAACUAUGGUAACUACGAACACUACCCUUCCGCCACCCCUUCCAGCUCGUCAUCAAGCUCCUCAUCAGCUACGCCAACUCCAACUCCAACCGGUUAUGGCACAUACGCCAACUACGGAGCAUACAAGAACAAGAAGGCACGUGCUCCAGAAGCCAACCCAGAAGACUAUGGAAACUAUGGUGACUACGGUGACUACGGCAACUACGAAAACUACCCCUCCGCCUCCACCUCUUCCACCACCGUCACCCCAACCCCAACUCCCACCCCAACCGGCUACACAAACUACGGUUCCUACGGUACUUACGACAACUACAAGCGCGAAGCCGAUAACGCUCAAGCUUAAGCCGAUGAAUCUUUUGACGAAUUUUAUUUUGUAAUUACUACACUCCUUUAUGACUGAAUGAUAUACGCCCCUUUAGACAAAUAAUGAUUAUUAUAAUGAUACGAUACGAUAUGGUAUGAAACUGCUCCUACAGCAAGCAUGGAUUUGGGAACGAAGAACGAGAAUAAGAGAAGAUGGAUGAAUGGAUGGAAGGAUUGAAUAGUUUAGCUUGAGCAAUCGAAAGAAAGAAACUCUGAUCCUUAACCUUUUA
This is a messenger RNA of Botrytis byssoidea, 1067 nucleotides long. RefSeq lists its product as uncharacterized. Bases 143 to 817 code for a protein of 224 amino acids. The record is from RefSeq and is a predicted model, not a curated record. Lineage: Eukaryota; Fungi; Ascomycota; Leotiomycetes; Helotiales; Sclerotiniaceae. The transcript is spliced from 8 exons.